GCCAGCUGUCAGUGGAAGCUAGCGAGGCAGCUAACCUUCCGAGCGCGUUUAUUUUGAGUUUUUUUUUAAUUAAUAUUCACAUUUUCCAGCGUCUGUCGUAACUAUCGUCAGCGUCGGACGCAAACUUACGCUCGAACAAACAGACGUGCGCAUUAUUCUAGCGCAUUUUUCCCCCUGCGUCUUUUUUGUCGAGUCGAGUUAGCCUUUAGCUGGCUAGCUUGUUGUUAGCCGCGGUACAGAUCUGGUGCAGACAGGUUUUUUUUUUUUUCUUUGCGCUGCAGAUGCAAGCUUCUCUUGUUUUCGAGUCAUUGUUCCCGGGCGGAAAGUUGGAUCGUGUAAAGACCAUGUAGCUUCAGGACGGAGCGGAUCAUUCACUGCCAUUAAACGCUGCUGUAUGAAUGAAUUGAAAUCAGUAACGCUGGAUCGUUAACACAGUUCAGACUUUAUGCAUUUUAUCUUCAGUGACCUCAUCGGUUCUCUUAUAAAACGUGUUGUAUAGUGUAAUAACUGUUUAUUGACGAAGAGAGAAUCGGGUUGAAUCUUCCAAACAUGGAUAAGAAAUCGUUUGAUAUCGUCUUGGACGAGAUCAGAAAGUGCGUCCUCACCGACCAGAGGAUCAAGGCUAUAGAGCAGGUGCACGGCUAUUUCUCAAGCGAGCAGGUGAUGGAGAUACUGAAGUACUUCUCAUGGGCAGAGCCACAGAUCAAAGCAGUCAAAGCUCUGCAGCAUAAAAUGGUUGCCAUCCCUACAACAAAAGUAGCAAAUAUCCUGAAUUGCUUCACCUUCUCAAAGGACAGACUGAUCGUCCUGGAACUAAUAGCUCUGAACAUUUCAGAUGCCCAGAAUUAUCGUCCUGUGGAGGAUCUGUUCCGCAUACAUUUGUCUGAGAAGAAGCGGGCUCGCAGGAUACUGGAGCAGGUGUGUAAGGUUGGCUGCAAGGCUCCUAUAGCCAUGAUCUCCUCCUGUGGUAUAAUACCAGGAAAUCCAUACCCCAAAGGCAGACCCAGCCUGGUCAGCGGCACAUUCCCUGGAAUCCCUGCAGUGAAGAAAGAAGGCGAGAAGAAAGAGGAUGCUUCGAACAGCAUAGAGGGGAAAGGAAUAGCUUCUCGGAUCACCGGACCAUUCAAACCUUUUCCUUCAACCUACAACCCUCACCGGCCCGUGCCCUACCCUAUACCACCGUGUCGACCCCAUGCUACCAUCGCACCAAGUGCAUACAACAACGCAGGCCUUGUUUCUGUGGGAGGGGUUAUAACAGCCAACGUGCCCCCUCCCCCCUACAACUCCACCCACAAAGUAGCAGGUUACGCCAAACCAAGCAAUCUGCAGAACACCACACCUGGAGUCAACAGCGGACCCCUCCUCAUUCCUCACGGGUCCACACCUUCUACGCCCGCCCCCCCACAGGCCUCUCCCGCCCAGCCAACUCCCACGACCCCUAUCACACCAGUUUUCCCCGGCAUGGUGCCCUCUCACAACCCUAAUGCCCCCUCUCCCUCCCCUGCUCCAUCUCCAUCUGUGAUCAAAGCAGGCCCACAAACCCCGAGUGGCCACGUUACACCUACACCCUCAUCUGUCAUCAAAGCCCACACCCCUUCAGGUACCCCCUGUGGAACUCCUGUCCCCGGUAGUUUCUCUUCUUCACCCUUCCAUGCCGUUUCCCGACCAGGCACCCCCGCUACUUCCCGCAGUGGCCAAGACCCUUUAUGUCAGACAAACUCCAUGGGAAAUCAGCAGAAGAUUUAUUCCACAGACCACCAGUCAGGAUCCACCCACCCUGGCUUACACCCACAAGCAGGUAACCCUUCUGGAUCUGUGAUCCGGAGUUAUACCCCCUCUGGACCACCGCCUCUCACUCCUGGAUCAUCCACUCCAGUUAUGCCGAGCUGUUCCACCCCAGGUCUCAGCCCCAAACCCUCCCCAGUUCAUUCUGCACAGGUUCAGGCUGCCAUGGUCGCGGCUGGAGUCCUCAAUAGACAUGGUGGGGGCAGUAACAGUGGCAGUAACAGCCCUGUUCCCUCUGCUUUCAAGGGCACCUCUCGCUCCGGCACGCCGUGUGUUAGCUCUCUGGUGGUGCAGGGUUCUGCGCAGGCUGCCCUGGCACGUUCCUUCGCUCUGUCACACCCUUCAGGUUCUCCUCAAGUCUCUCUCUCCAGUCCUGUCGCUCUCAGCGGCCUCCAAGCUCUGUCCUCCAGCCCAGCUCCCUCUCAUUAUCCCGGCCUGUCCACCUUCCCCGCCCUUUCUUCCUCUCUCCCUCAGUCCAGCAUCCCUGCAUCCAUGGCCACUAUGCCUCCCACCAGCAACAUUUCUAACCACCCACCAACCUCCAUCUACCAAGGCCUGGCUCACAGCGCUGCUCAAAGUGCAGCCUCCCCUUUCGGCCUGGGCCUCACUUCUGCCCCCUCUAUAUUCCCAGGCCUUCCACCUGGCCCUAGCCCUACUGGCUUCCCAGGAUUGGGGGUCUCAGGAGGGCACGGUGCUGGAAGCCCCGUGUUGUCGUCUUUCAUGGGACUGCCAGGGGCCACGCCAUCUUCAGUGGCAUCAGUGGCACCGCUGCAGGCAGUAGCUGCAGCUGCGGCGGCCGCGGCUGGAGUUCCGUCUUCGUCGCCAGUUUUGCCAGGCUUUGCAUCUGCUUUCAGUUCCAGCUUCCAGCCUGGGUUGAGCAGUGGACUCCAGGCUCCGGGUAGUAGCGGGUUCCCCAGCUUGCUGUCCUUCCCUGGGGUGCCAGGCUUCUCUCCCUCUGCCUCCCCUGCUGGCCCGCUUAGUGGCCUCCACAACCCAACUAUGCCGUCUGCCCUCCUGCAGGCUCAUCCCACAUCUGCUUUGGAGAGCUUUACUCCUCAGCCUAACAGCUUCACCAACUAUGCUCCAGCCCCAGGAAACCCCUUCCCUCUCCAACCAGGCCUGCACCCCCAGUUGGGUUGGCAGUGAAUCCCACAACACACUUUUAAAAAAAGAGAGCACACUUAACUUGCUGACCCUUAUCGUACCCUGCCCUACCCCUCAGCUCUGAACCCUGAGGAGCACAGGGCAGAUAGGAGAGGUAAUCUAUCGUGUAUGUUACAGACAGAGUGACUCAUCACUGCGAGGAACACUACUGUAAAAAGCAGUUUAAAUCAUGUGUGGGAGAUGGCGUAUGUCUCCCAUUAUUCAUAGCGAGCGGUUGUAAAUAUGAGUCGUCAAAGUUGUUACUGUAGGUUUUACAAGUAGACUGUGACUGGUUUUAAUGUUAGCUGGACUUGGCUGUUUUUAAUCAAAUUAUUAGUGAAUAAUGAAUUCUAGAAACAUUGAACGAUGUACAUGAUAUCAUGUAAUGACUCCACAGUAUCUUAUGUAGUAUUUCAUGUCCAGUCUCAGUGGAAAGGACAUGCUGAAGAUACUAAUAAAUUGUCCUGAAUUGAAUAUUGUAUUAUGACAUGAAAUCGAGGUGGUUUUAUUGAGCUCCUACGGCGCAGACGUAUUUUGAAGCGGGCACACCGUGAAUAUUUUUUUAUUUUUGUGCUGCGCAAGGGCGCAUAUGUAACACAAACAUGGUGUUAUUUUCUGUGAACACACUUUUAUUUUGUACGUUUAGAGUUGACAGAUGUCACCCUGCUCGUACUUUUACUUCACUAUUUGAACAAAUGUACUGUAUGCAGAUGCGGCGUUUGUUGAUGUGUGGACGUGAGGAUGUCUGCAUUCUGCAGCAACGUUUGCAACCUGGUGAAAACUGUAAUCUGACUUCAUUUACUGUAGCCCUCAUACUCAGAAGGUUAUUGUUUGACAUGUUUGUUACACUGUGUUGUUUUUUUCUGUUUGACCUUUUUUUGUAUUUGCACCUGUUUUAUUAUUUUGUCAGUAAACUGCUGGUUACUGUA
Messenger RNA from Larimichthys crocea (large yellow croaker), 3857 nucleotides. It is a transcript of the gene proser1, whose product is annotated as proline and serine rich 1. NCBI's taxonomy places the organism in Eukaryota, Metazoa, Chordata, Actinopteri, Sciaenidae. The transcript is spliced from 12 exons. The record is from RefSeq and is a predicted model, not a curated record. Bases 550 to 2931 code for a protein of 793 amino acids.